This is a messenger RNA of Chondrus crispus (carragheen), 648 nucleotides long. Lineage: Eukaryota; Rhodophyta; Florideophyceae; Gigartinales; Gigartinaceae. The record is from the annotation of a RefSeq genome assembly.
AUGAGUAAAGUAUACGAUUGGUUUGAAGAAAGAUUAGAAAUUCAAGCAAUAGCAAAUGAUAUCACAAGUAAAUAUGUACCUCCUCAUGUUAAUAUCUUUUAUUGCUUAGGAGGAAUUGUAUUUACAUCAUUUUUAAUUCAAGUAGCAAGUGGUUUUGCUAUGACAUUUUACUACAGACCAACUGUUACAGAAGCGUUUUCUUCUGUUGAAUAUAUUAUGACCGACGUCAACUUUGGAUGGUUAAUUAGAUCUAUACACAGAUGGUCGGCAAGUAUGAUGGUUUUAAUGCUUAUACUUCACAUGUUCAGAGUAUAUUUAACAGGUGGAUUUAAGAAACCACGUGAAUUAACAUGGGUUACAGGAGUUAUAUUAGCUGUACUAACUGUAUCUUUUGGUGUUACAGGCUAUUCAUUACCGUGGGAUCAAAUUGGAUAUUGGGCAGUUAAAAUUGUAACUGGUGUACCAGAAGCUAUACCAGUAGUUGGUGGCAGUAUAGUUGAAUUACUAAGAGGAAGCGUGAGUGUUGGACAAAGUACCUUAACUCGAUUUUAUAGCUUACAUACAUUUGUCUUACCUUUAUUAACAGCUGUCUUCAUGUUAAUGCAUUUUUUAAUGAUACGUAAACAAGGUAUAUCAGGACCUCUAUAA